This is a messenger RNA of Monosiga brevicollis MX1, 1098 nucleotides long. RefSeq lists its product as uncharacterized. The record is from RefSeq and is a predicted model, not a curated record. The coding region runs from base 1 to 1098 and encodes 365 amino acids. The transcript is spliced from 7 exons. NCBI's taxonomy places the organism in Eukaryota, Choanoflagellata, Craspedida, Salpingoecidae. Gene Ontology annotation, molecular function: protein binding.
AUGGGAGAGGGUGAGGAACUCAUCAUGGACACGACUGCGUACACGGCCUUUUGCGAGUUUACGGCGGAAUGGCCCUGUCUGACUUUUGACGUGAUUCCCGACAGUUUGGGUGACAACCGCACUGCUUUUCCCAUGAGUGCCCAGCUCGUGUGCGGCACGCAGAGAAAUGAUGACUUGGAUAUGGAGGAAGAAGAUCAAGAAGAAGAUGCCACAAUUUGCCACAGCACUUUCAAGCACGCUGGUGGCAUCAACCGCAUGCGCGUCUGCCGCCAUGCACGCGAUGUCGUGGCUGUCUGGGGUGACAAGGGGGCCGUCACUGUCUACAACCUGGCGCAGCAACUGCAGCAGGUCGAACAGAACUCUUCGGGCACGUCCGACGGCCAACAGAUUUUCCAACACCAAUUCUCUACCGAAGGCUAUGCCAUGGACUGGUCUCCCGUUGCAGCGCGGCGCUUGGCCACGGGCGAUUGCAGCAGCCAGCUCGCUAUUUGGGACCCAACAGAGCACGGCUGGGAGGUCCGCGUCAGCUCGGGCGGUCACACGGAUUCGGUCGAAGACGUUCAGUGGUCGCCCAAUGAACCCAAUGUCCUGGCCUCGUGCUCCGUUGACAAGACGAUCCGUAUCUGGGACAUUCGCGCUCAACUGCGGCCCGUUCUCAGCGUCAAUGCCCAUGAUGCUGACGUCAACGUUCUCUCUUGGAACAGGCGCGAACAGCACCUGCUCGUAUCGGGCGGUGAUGAGGGUGCCUUCAAGGUCUGGGAUCUGCGCACCUUUAUGAGUGGUAGCCCUGAGGCUGUGGCCACCUUCAAAUGGCACUCGCAACCCAUCACCUCCGUUGAGUGGCACCCCAUCGAUGCCUCUGUCAUUGCCGUUUCGGGCGACGACCACCAAGUAUCGCUUUGGGACAUGGCCGUAGAGGACGACGGUGACGCCAACCAGUUGGUGAAGAGUGACCAGAGCACCGUGCCCCCACAACUCUUGUUUGUACACCAGGGUCAAAAGGAUAUUAAGGAGGUUCACUGGCACAUGCAGGUGCCCGGCAUGUGCAUCUCCACUGCAGCCUCCGGCUUUAACAUCUUCAAGACCAUCUCGGUCUAA